AUGAGUACUCUGGCUACCCGUCCUAUAACGCACUCGCUGCACUAUAGCCAAGAAGUUUUGAAUAGAGUUUCUUUUCUAAGAAAAGAUCCGCAAUUUAUAGAUGAAGCUUUAUCACAUUCGGAAACCCAAUUCAUUCCGUUUGAGAAUUAUCUUCCAUUUGUGAAUGAGCGAGAUGGACUCCUAUUGAGACUACGAAAGGUGGAGGUGAGCAGUUUCUUGGAUGGAGAAACCUCUUCUCAAAAUUUUGUAUUCUUAGGACUUCUAUUCUCUGGCCAAUCUAACUUCGUUUACAGAUCCAGAUAUAGAGGAACGCCCACCUUUGCCUUAGAUAUAUCCAAUGGAGGAUUAAGCCAAUGUAAUCUUUUGGAAACUUCGAAACCAGUGCGAAAGGUGGAAAAUUUCAAGGAUCUCAACCGACUCACACUCGAAGAUUCGAGCAUAGUUUCGCAAGCUAGAAUGUAUCUGCAAUGGCUAGACACUCACAAGUUUUGCUCGAUAUGUGGUUCGAAGACCACACAUGUGUAUGCUGGUACGCAACUGAAAUGUUCAAACGGCGACUGUGCUUCGAAUAAGGGCGUCUCUAAUGUGUGCUUUCCUAGAACUGAUCCGGUGGUGAUAAGUGCCAUUACCAACCGUGACAACUCCAAAGUGCUUCUGUGCAGAUCUGGCGCUCCAAGAAAUAAAGAUCGAAAAUUGUACAGCUGUGUAAGUGGAUUUGUGGACCCGAGCGAAACACUGGAGGUAGCCGUCGCUCGAGAAAUUUGGGAGGAAACAGGUCUUCACACCGACAAAGUUGAGAUCUUGGUUAGCCAGCCAUGGCCUUUCCCCAACAAUCUUAUGAUAGGAUGUAUCGCAAUCGCAGACGAUACUCAAGUCCCCGACCUAACCCACGAUUGUGAGUUGGAUGAAGUAAGAUGGGUUCCAUGUUCUGUGCUUGAAAAAAUCCUGAAGCAGGACGAUAGCGACUCGGGCUUUAUUCAAGAUGAACUCACAGGGCUCAACUUACCUAACAACAGAUCUGUUGCACAUAUGCUAAUGGACUUCAUUGUCAAGACUAGCAAGAAGAACACAGUGGAGAAGUAG
Messenger RNA from Lachancea nothofagi CBS 11611, 1083 nucleotides. The record is from the annotation of a GenBank genome assembly. Lineage: Eukaryota; Fungi; Ascomycota; Saccharomycetes; Saccharomycetales; Saccharomycetaceae.